CGCAGAGCACUUUGACACGCGCGACUGUGUACACGGCUCGGGUCUUUGGGGAGAAAUUUUGCAUACCCGAAUUCGUUCUCGGGACAUCGGUAUUGUGUCUCUGGACUCGUAGGCGGUAGAUCGCUGCUCCUGGACCCGGUUUGCGAGAUGGGACUCUUUCGGGUCGUUGGGGCCGUUUUGGUCCUCAUGGUGAUUUCAACCGACGAAGUCGUCGAAGCCCUCACCAUUCGAGGAUCGUCCAAACAAUUCGAGGAUCCAGACGUCGAUAUGAACUUAACACUUUUUAUGCUGCCUCCAUCCAUGAGUAGCGAAAACAUUGAAAAAGAAAAUCAAACCCUACCUGAAGUGGGGGACGCAAAUAACACUGAAAGUGAUGUCACCGAAGGUAACGAUUUGACAACCCCAGAGACAGCCGUUUUGCUGGAUUUUAAAAACGCCUCGACGACCAUCAGUCCGACCGACAUAGUCGAAUCCUCAUCGCAACGAAUUGUCAUUUCGGAGGAAAAAAUGGAGAACGAAACCAGCGAUGACACCAAUUUACCUUUAGCUGGCGAAGCUACGAAUCCGCCAGAGCUUUUGUACAAUACAACAGAGCUUACUGCCGACGUUGACUCUGUCGGUAAGUUAGACAUUGCAGGAGGAAUAAACGACACCCUCCCGAAUUCCGACAAUUCCACGUUACCAGAUCCAUCGAGUGAUGCUGUUACCGAUAUCAUCGAUACUAUCGACAAUUCAUCGAUAACGGAAAAAAAUUUAACGGACAAUUCAGUUGACAUCAACUCGGUCACCUCAACCGAAAGUAGCGAAACAACUACGACGUUCAAUUCAGAGCCAACAGAGCUGGAAUCAGACGACAACCCGCAAACCGAAGUUCCAACCGGAUUGACGAACUCGUCGGUUGAAAUGCCGAUAAAUCAACCCACGGUUGUAAGCACUAACGCAUCAGUCAGACACAAUUUCAAGUAUCUCGUGUCAAAGGACGCGAAUGUUUUUUGCAUCUUGGCUUCCAUGAACGUGUCGUUUAGGGUUCCCUAUCGCACUGUAGACAAUAAGAUCGUUACGAAGGAAAUUCAAAUACCAAUGAGUAACGUGACUGUGAGCGGCGAUUGCGGAUUCAAUGGUACGUCGGCCUCGAUGACUUUAGCGUGGAAGGGUUCGCAGAACAGCAGCGAUAACAGUAGCAUCACGUUUCAGAUAACGCACGAUCACAAAGUUUUUUACGUUGAGCGUGUGUACGUUACGAUAUUCUUGGACGAGGACAAUUUUCCAAAUAGCACAGACAUAGUAAUAACAGGAAAUAAAACGAAAAAUCAUUCGAUUAAAUUGUUUUCUGCGUCGAUGAACAGUGGUAUUUACACGUGUAAUUCUCUGGUAAAAAUUUCCUGCGGCGAUAUCGACGUGUUGAUGAACAAUGUAAGUCUCAUUGCUUACAACGACAAACAAGAUGUUUUCACGCACAGAAAAGAGGAACAAUGUACUAACACAACGAUGUUGGCAGACAUGUGGAUCUCCAUUAUUAUAAUGGGCAUAAUAGUUUGUAUGAUCGUGUCGACAAUGAUGAUCUGCUACAGACUCCGAAAGAGAAAAAACCACCCCAGAUCAGAACUGCCCGAUUGAAACAUGUCGAUUUGAGAGUAUUUGCCGGCAAAGUGACUUGUGUGCGUCACCAUUUUUGUCCGUCAAUCAUUCAGAUAGUAUUGGACAAAAAACAAUUUGCAUAUUUUUGUUUCGAUAGUUAAAUGCUGUGUUAAUAUGACGAGUGUAUUAUUGUGUUGAAGGAAAACAUGCAUUGUUAUACCUUUUGCAUUUUAUUUUCUCAUUAGGUUUUAAAAUUUUUUAAAAAUUAUUCAUUACAUUCGUGAAUAUUUGUGUCGGGAAAAGACUGAGGUUUAGUUAGGAAUGAUAAAAAAUAAAACUUGGGAAAAUAUGUUUAUUUAAGCAUAUUUCAUGUGCAUUGCUUUAUGAACAAAUUGAUUUUGACUGUACCAUAAAUGUAUGCCUUAUGCAAUUAACAUAUUGUACAUGUAAAAUAACAUGGCAUUGUUGUCUAUAUUGAUUAAUCAAGACGAGAACUAAAAAUUAUUUUAAUUCAUUUUUUUUUUAACAUCGUGAAGUCAUCGUGUACAACGAAGUUGUUAAUAAAUAUACAAUUCAUAACAAAUAA
This is a messenger RNA of Copidosoma floridanum, 2164 nucleotides long. RefSeq lists its product as uncharacterized. Gene Ontology annotation, cellular component: plasma membrane; late endosome membrane; lysosomal membrane. The record is from RefSeq and is a predicted model, not a curated record. Lineage: Eukaryota; Metazoa; Arthropoda; Insecta; Hymenoptera; Encyrtidae. Gene Ontology annotation, biological process: establishment of protein localization to organelle.